Molecule: messenger RNA, 2694 nt
Organism: Linum trigynum
Lineage: Eukaryota; Viridiplantae; Streptophyta; Magnoliopsida; Malpighiales; Linaceae
Source: the annotation of a GenBank genome assembly
AGACAAUGUUCAUGUUUAAAAGAGUAAUUCAUCCUUCCACAAGCUCAAAACAAGGCAGCUCGCGAGCUUAGCUCGACAAGCCACCGAAUCAAGCUAGCUCGCGAGCUUAUCAAGCUGAGCAUGGUCUAGCUCAGGCUUGGCUCGUUAACUAACGAGUUGGCUCGCGAGCCGGCUUGUUAAAUAACGAGUCGAGUGUCGAACGAGUUUUUCCCGAUUCGAACGCCGAGUUGCUCGCGAGCGGCUUGGCUCAUUUGCAGCCCUACCUACACGACUAUAAACGGGCCCAAGCCCACUGUAAGGCGUCCUAGGCCCAAGCCCAAUCAAGGAAGCCCAAACCCUAUAUAAGGAGGCCUUACCCUCCAAACUAAGGAUCUUCUCUUUUCCCUUCCUCACUUUCCCCUAAGGUCUCUCUCUACUUUAUCUCUCUACAUACCAUACACUCUCCUAUAUCGUACUAACUUGGGCGUCGGAGCGUAUCCCGGGGGCCGCCCCCCGCCUCACAGGUUCUUCCACUCCCGAGGAGAUCGGACGAGGGAGUCCAGAUCGGAGCCCCAUAACCGCCUAGUACUUUCUAGGCUCAAACAAUUGGCGCCCACCGUGGGACAAUGAUUUGGAAUUCUAGUGUUCGAUUUUUGAAGGAGGGGAGAAAUCGGUUCCUCCUCUACCAACUACAAGCAACAACGGCAGCCCUCGUCACCAACUACCAAAUCCUAAGAAGAGCCGCCUGAGCUCUCGACAAAAAGGGAAAAAUGGAUCGACGACAAAGCCGGAUGAAACAAGCAACCAUAAUAAAUAAAGUCAAAAGGAAGAAGCAGAGUGUAGACGAAAUUCCACCAAGAUUUGGGGAUAUUUUCUUUUGUUUGAACAAGAAGAAGAGCCGGUCAACUCUCAAAAAUAAAAAAAAGACUAGUAGAGCUUCUCCUCAUCUGUCUUCCUCAUCAAUUCAAUCAGAUCUGCCUCUCUCUAGAGCGUCCUCGUCACCUUCUGAGACAAACCAGAUCCAAUCGAAGAACAACACUGGAAAAUUUACAGAUUUCGGCCGGCGGCUACUCCUCCCCCAAGACACUCACCGCCGACUUCCUCUUCCCUAUGGAGGAACUUUCCUCCGCGAACCACAGGCAGUAGCAGCUAGAAAGAAGAAGAAAGAAAAUAUGGUCGCCGCGACAUGUCAAGGUUGGAGCUCCGACGACGUGAAGAAGAAGUCGUCGCUACAGUUCUCGCUGCUCCUGUCACGUCGCCGCCCUCCCGCUCUAUCGCUGACCUCGGAAAAAGGUGGACUACUCCACUACAAGUAGUGGUCUCGGCAAAUGAAAAAGGGGGAAUAGUCAAGCCAAUUUCUCUCUCUGUCAGAAGAAAAGACGGGCACAGUUCUCAAUGUGGCCACUUGCCCACGUUGAUCCUAGACUUGAGGCCCUUUAAAAAAAAGGGUUAUGUAAGAAGAAACGCUAGCGGAAAUGGAGCCUAACGCGCCUGACAUUAUGCUAAGCGUUCAACCGUCUGCUCAUGGUUGUCAUGCCGGUGGCAUGCCACCCGGUUGAACCUAGUUCAACCUGUGCUGGUCAUAAAAUCGGCAUGACAUCACCGGCAUGACCUGUAUGAUCGACUUACGCAUUCUAAGUAAAAUGACAUCAUUUUAAUGAAUUUAAUGAAUAAAAAUAAUAAUUUAUUAUUCAUUUUAUGAAUGUAAUAGUUAAAAGUUGAUGAUAUUUGUUGGAUUGUAACUAAAUUGUCCACAAAAAUGUUUUAUAUAUGAUUAAAUACAUUGGAUAUUAAUUAUUUUCACAUUUUUUUAGACCGGCAUGAACCGGCACAAACUGGUUAUACCACCGGUCGUACCAUUCCACUUGCCAAACCGGCACAACGGUAUAAACCGGUUUGACAACCUUGCGUCUGCUAGAAGACAUCCUUAUUCAACAAAUCAAUGCCAUGCCACCACAAUCCGGCCCGCACAACAUUUGGAGAAGUAACACGGCCCACUACGCGUCCAAAAAUCGGCCCACCGCUCAUCAGCCUCCCACCAGCCCAUCUCCACAGGCGCGAAGACAGCCUACCACCGCUCUAUGCAAGCAAGGACAGCCCUUCAUCACACCAGCGCGGCAAAUACAGCCCACCAGAGCAACCUCACAACUGUCCCACCUUACAAGCCCACACAUUCUGGCUCCAUCUAGCCUGCCGACAUCCAACGGGCCGCCUCCAAGGGAGUGAAUCAGAUGUGGGCCGCCCCCAAUCACAUGGGCCCAGUUCAGCUCCCACCAACCGCCAAGUACUGGCUUCGUGUCAUCUGACCCGUCUCAAAUUCGAGAGAAGCCCCGCUUUCCACAACUCACCAAGAACCGAGAAGCCUCCCCUCGCCAGCCCGUCUCACGACAGAAGAUCUAGCACGCGGCCCAUUAGUCCAAGAUCGCCUUCAGCCCAUCUCCACAAAGCAGACCGCCCAAAUGUUGAACCCGCCACGCAUUUGAGACACGGACCGCAUUAAACUUCACCACAGGCCCUCUGAAGCCCGCCUUCAGCCCAUCUCCACAAAGCAGACCGCCCAAAUGUUGAACCCGCCACGCAUUUGAGACAACGGACCGCAUUAAACUUCACCACAGGCCCUCUGAAGCCCGGCUCCCCUAGGCGGCCCAUGCACGCGUCCACGGCCCAUUGCUCGUAUCAGACGCACAACUUAUUAAAGAAAAAACAGAAGAACAG